Messenger RNA from Carassius gibelio (silver crucian carp), 1082 nucleotides. Its product is annotated as phosphoribosyltransferase domain-containing protein 1-like. Gene Ontology annotation, molecular function: hypoxanthine phosphoribosyltransferase activity; magnesium ion binding. The coding region runs from base 56 to 721 and encodes 221 amino acids. The transcript is spliced from 9 exons. Gene Ontology annotation, biological process: guanine salvage; purine ribonucleoside salvage; hypoxanthine metabolic process. NCBI's taxonomy places the organism in Eukaryota, Metazoa, Chordata, Actinopteri, Cypriniformes, Cyprinidae. The record is from RefSeq and is a predicted model, not a curated record.
CUGCUUUUCUCUCAGUAUCACAGCUUAAUUCACUCUUACACAUACAAGCACUGAGAUGGCAGCUGACCAGAGAAAAGAACCAGGCGUUGUGAUUAAAGACAGCUGGUCAGGUUACAGUUUGGAGCUGUUUAAUUAUCCUGAGCAUUAUCGGGGUGAUCUGGAGUGUGUGUACAUCCCUCAUGGAGUCAUUAUGAACAGGAUUGAGUGUCUGGCCAGAGACAUCCUUGAAGACAUCGGACAUCAUGAUCUGAUGGUUCUGUGUGUUCUGAAGGGAGGAUAUAAGUUCUGUUCGGACCUGGUGGAGUCCAUUAAAGCUCAGAGCCGCAGCGCCAACAGAAGACUGACCACCAGAGUAGAGUUCAUCCGCUUCAAGAGCUAUAUGAAUGACAAGUCCACUGAAGAUAUGCACAUAAUUGGACCAGAUGACCUCUCUGUGCUGAAAGGCAAGAAUGUCUUGAUUGUGGAGGCAAUAGUGGACACAGGAAAGACCAUGAGAGCCCUUCUACAGCACGUGGAGACUUUCCAGCCCAAAAUGGUUAAAGUUGCAGGUCUUCUGGUGAAGAGGGUUCCUCACGGGGCGGCGGAGCUCCCAGACUAUGUUGGAUUUGUCAUUCCUAAUCGUUUUGUGGUGGGUUACGCUCUAGACUACAAUGAGUACUUCAGAGACCUCAAUCACAUCUGCGUCAUCAGUGAGACGGGGAAGCAGAAAUAUAAAGUGUGACAAAACUCCUUUCAAGAGGAAUGGACAUUUCUAUUACCAUAACAGAUGAAAACCUCGUUGUGACAAAAGAUUACUGUAACACAUGCUGAAUUAUGUUUGAAAUAUAAUAUAAUAUGUUUUGCAUGUAAGUCACAUUGCAAUACUAACAUGAUAUGAUGUGGAAAACAGACUUACUGUGUGUCAUUUUAUAUGCUGUGUCAGUUUAAGAGCCCAGCUGUUCAUUUUUGUCCUCUUAGAAGACAUUUGUUUAAGAGAGCAUCCAUGCCACUGAGGACAUCUCACGCUUGUGGGUUUGGUGAUAACAACUGUUUUUCCUUCUUUUGGUUUAAAAAAAAAUAAAUAAAAAAUUCUGAAAUUUCGA